AUGCAGAUUAUUGAGGGCGCAUGUGAAGCACAGCUCAAUCUGGAUGAUAAUCGUUUGGUGAAGAACUGCAUCUCCGCUCACAUAUAUGAUUCUGGUCCAGUCAAUUUUACCAGUGACUUUGGUGCCCGUUUUGCUCUACACCCCACUAUUUUCAGAAUGCCUGGUUCAGCCAAACAAGUGUCAUUGGUUGCAAAACGUGUUGCUUCUGUUCUGGAUGCCCUAUUUCUCACAAGUUUUGGAUCCCGGGGUGCCUCAAAAGUUUUUGAAAAGUUUGGGGCACAAUAUCUCAUUCUAUGCUCAGAAAGUGACAAUCUUGCUAAAAUUUCAGUCAUUUGCAAUUUUGCUCAGCAUUUCCAAGAUCUCGGGGCAGUUGUAAAACUUGUGAAAUGGAAUAGGUCUCCUCAUGUAGCUAUUUGCUUGGAUUUUGUACCAUGGAUAGUGAGGUGGUUUUUUGACAAGCGCAGACUGAAACUCAAGUACUAG
Cornus florida is the source of this 483-nucleotide messenger RNA. RefSeq lists its product as uncharacterized. The transcript has 5 exons. The coding region runs from base 1 to 483 and encodes 160 amino acids. NCBI's taxonomy places the organism in Eukaryota, Viridiplantae, Streptophyta, Magnoliopsida, Cornales, Cornaceae. The record is from RefSeq and is a predicted model, not a curated record.